AGGCUUGUUGAGAUUAUUUAAAAAUUGACACUUAUAUUCAAAUUCCUCCAUCUUAAAUUAAACUCCUAUCAGCAUACAUAAUGAGAAAUGAUCAUUAAAAAAAAUUCAAACGGCUUGGAAAAAAAAAACCUUUUACAAAUUCAAAUAAUUAUUUUUUAAUGAUCAUUAAAAAAAAUUCAAACAGCUUGAUAAAGUUAAUUGGUAAUGAACAAAAAGUCUUCUCCUAAACCCACAAAAGUCACUUUAAUAAGGACAAAGAAGAAAACAAAAAAACAGCAGAAAGCAUCCACCAGACACUCAUUAAUUUAUCAUUUAAAUCACUUCCCACUUACGGUUUCUCAUUGUGUGUUUAUCCACACUCCUCCCUCCACCCUCAUCUCCCCGUGUUCAAACCUCUCACCUUCUUCAUCACUCCUCUACCAUGGAGAACGGUUUCAAACUGCGAAUCUCUCGCAUGUUUCGUUCCUCUUUCGGCUCUUGCCGGACCCGGAACGUGCCGGAUGUUGUAGAAAAGGCCGUUGUCUUCCCUAAGAAACAGAGAGAUUUCCAAAUGAUGGAGCCAUUAGCGCCAUUGUCACCAAAGGCUCGUCCUUUCCCCACCAUUUGCAGAAAAACAGCCCAAACCAUCAACCAUGAUUGCAUCAUGAUAGCACCCAGAGAGACUCUCCCGAGGCGGAAAGUAUCUGCUCGAUACCCUCCUUUCUUUGUCUCCCCAUCCAAUGUUGAUGGACACAAAUGCCCCCCUGCUUCUCCUGUUUCGCCUUUCAAUCCCUUUUCUGACUGUAAAAAUUUCGGGUUUUAUGAGAAAAAGAAAAAUUCGGGCAGAAAAAUGAAGAACAAGAACCAGAAGAAGAAUCUGAAGAGCUCGUCUUCUCUAGACAGUGCUGAUCACAAUGGCGGAUGGUGGUUUGGCAGUGACGAUGAAACAGAGACCCUGUUCUCUUCAAAGAGCACGUUUUCGUCCGAUUCAUCAGAGUCUGGCCGCCGUCGUCGUCGACAUUCCCGGCGGCCUAGAUACCGCCGUCAUGAGAAGAGCGAAAUGGGGGUGUUUCCGGUGGAAGGAAUGACCAAAGUUAAGGACAGCUUUGCGGUGGUGAAGAGUUCCAGCGACCCAUACAGUGAUUUCAGGAUAUCAAUGGUGGAGAUGAUCGUGGAGAAACAGAUAUUCACCGCCAAGGAUCUGGAACAGCUGUUGCAGUGUUUCCUGUUGCUGAACUCGCAUCACCAUCACAGAAUCAUCUUGGAGGUCUUUACAGAGAUUUGGGAGGCAUUGUUCUCGAACUGGUGUUGAAAAGAAUAAAAACUGUAAUACUCUCUCUCUGGGGUUUUUUUUUUUUUCCCUCUUUUUAGCUCCUCUGUUUUAAGUCCCGCUGUUGUUGAUUAAGGAAUAUUGUAGUUUAGGUUUUCUAACUUAGAACUAAUUAACUUUGUUUAUGGAGAAAACUGGUGUUUUCCUCUAUGUUUGUUUUUGUUUCGGUUCUCUGUUCUCCAUUGACAAGACUUUGAAAAAACUUGAGCUUGAAAAGAUAAGCCAGAAGGACCAGACCAGAGAGAGAUAAAGAUCUGACGACGAGAUGUUUUUUUCCUGGGAAAAAUGAGUGGAACAUUUUUCUUCUUGAUUCUUUUGAAAAUUGUUGGGGAAAGGUGAACUUUUGGAGCAAGAUUCAACUUGGGAAGAUGUAGUAGAGCUCAAUCAAUUAUUUGAUUUGAAAGUGAGAAAAUGGCAUAAAGUUGGGAUUUUGAGUUUGUCUCCCUCUUUAUUCGUUGGCCUAAUGUCAAAAAAGGCUUACAACUUGA
Molecule: messenger RNA, 1797 nt
Organism: Rubroshorea leprosula
Lineage: Eukaryota; Viridiplantae; Streptophyta; Magnoliopsida; Malvales; Dipterocarpaceae
Source: the annotation of a GenBank genome assembly